Molecule: messenger RNA, 1200 nt
Organism: Neogale vison (American mink)
Lineage: Eukaryota; Metazoa; Chordata; Mammalia; Carnivora; Mustelidae
Gene: BRS3
Product: bombesin receptor subtype 3
Exons: 3
Coding region: 1-1200 (399 amino acids)
Biological process (GO): bombesin receptor signaling pathway
Cellular component (GO): membrane
Molecular function (GO): bombesin receptor activity
Source: RefSeq, a predicted model, not a curated record
AUGUCUCAAAGACAGCCUCAGUCACCUAAUGAGACUUUAAUUCCAAUCACAAAUGACACAGAAUCAUCAAGCUCUCUCGUUCCCAAUGAUACCACAAAUAAAGGACGGACCGGAGACAACUCUCCAGGAAUAGAAGCUUUGUGUGCCAUCUACAUCACUUAUGCUGUGAUCAUUUCAGUGGGCAUCCUUGGAAAUGCUAUUCUCAUCAAAGUCUUUUUCAAGACCAAAUCCAUGCAAACCGUUCCAAAUAUUUUCAUCACCAGCCUGGCUUUCGGAGAUCUGCUACUUCUGCUAACUUGUGUGCCCGUGGAUGCAACCCACUACCUUGCAGAAGGAUGGCUGUUCGGGAGAAUUGGCUGUAAGGUGCUUUCUUUUAUCCGGCUCACUUCUGUUGGUGUAUCAGUGUUCACGUUAACAAUUCUCAGCGCUGACAGGUACAAGGCAGUUGUGAAGCCACUGGAGCGGCAGCCCUCCAAUGCCAUCCUAAAGACCUGUGUUAAAGCUGGCUGCGUCUGGAUUGUGUCUAUGAUCAUUGCUCUGCCCGAGGCUAUAUUUUCCAAUGUAUAUACUCUUGAAGAUCCCAACAAAAAUAUGACCCUUGAAGCGUGUACCUCAUAUCCCGUUUCUGAGAAGCUCAUGCAAGAGAUACAUUCUCUGCUGUGUUUCUUGGUGUUCUAUAUUAUCCCACUCUCGAUUAUCUCUGUCUAUUAUUCUCUGAUUGCUAGGACUCUUUACAAAAGCACCUUGAACAUCCCUACUGAGGAACAAAGCCAUGCCCGCAAGCAGAUCGAAUCCCGGAAGAGAAUUGCCAAAACCGUCUUGGUGCUCGUGGCUCUGUUUGCUCUCUGCUGGUUGCCGAAUCACCUCCUGUAUCUCUACCACUCCUUCACCUAUCAGACCUACGUGGACCCCUCCGCCAUUCAUUUUCUUGUCACCAUUUUCUCCCGGGUUCUGGCUUUCAGCAAUUCUUGCGUAAACCCCUUUGCUCUGUACUGGCUGAGCAAAACCUUCCAGCAGCAUUUUAAAGCUCAAUUACUCUGCUGCAAGGCAGAGCUGCCCGACUCUCCUCCCGCGGAUACUCCCCUUAACAACCUGGCUGUGAUGGGAAGGGUCCCAGGCGCUGGAAGCUCGCAGGUGUCUGAAAUUAGUGUGACCUUGUUCACUGGGUGCAGUGCAAAGAGGGAAGAUGACAGAGUCUAG